This is a messenger RNA of Cornus florida, 634 nucleotides long. RefSeq lists its product as uncharacterized. Gene Ontology annotation, cellular component: cytochrome b6f complex. Lineage: Eukaryota; Viridiplantae; Streptophyta; Magnoliopsida; Cornales; Cornaceae. Bases 148 to 525 code for a protein of 125 amino acids. The record is from RefSeq and is a predicted model, not a curated record. The transcript has a single exon.
UUGGAUUUCUCUCAUUUGUUCUCUAAAAAUUCCUUCAACCACUAGUCUACCAUUUCAAUUCACUCUCUUUACAGCCUUUUAUGUGAUACUAUUAACUUUAAUUUACAUUAAAGUUGUGUUUAACUUAUAGAUCCCGGCGAGCUACAAAUGGCAACGGCAUCAACUGUCCUCUAUCCGGCAACGGUGAGCGCCACCGGCGUCGCAAACUCCGGCGAGAAAGCCCAGAAGAGAGUGAGUAAUAAGGUGGUGUUCAUCAAUGGAUUGAACUCAUUUGGAGGACUAAAAGCUCACAAUGGUGUGGCCUCUCUAGGCCUUCCAGUAUGCACAGAACAGUGCUUUGCAAAGGUUGUCAACUCACUGAAAGCAAUGGGAAGAAGAGGUGGGAGUGCACUGUCCUCCACUUGCAAUGCCACUGAUGAGAUUUUCAAGAUUGCUGCCAUCAUGAACGGCCUUGUUCUUGUCGGCGUGGCCGUCGGAUUCAUUCUUCUCCGAAUAGAAGCGGCUGUUGAAGAAUCUGAUGACUGAGAAUUUUUGUGAACAUAUAAGUACUUGCUUGAUUACUGAUUUCUAUGCAAAAUUAUGGCAGUUUGUACUGUGUUGUUGUAGUUAUUAAUAAGGACUUUUAGUUCAAUAA